Linum tenue is the source of this 288-nucleotide messenger RNA. The record is from the annotation of a GenBank genome assembly. NCBI's taxonomy places the organism in Eukaryota, Viridiplantae, Streptophyta, Magnoliopsida, Malpighiales, Linaceae.
AUGAAAAUCUUACUACAGUUGGACUCCACUACAGCCAUCAACAUCCUUACCGCCCAGGAUCAGACUGUGCACAAGUACCAUAACCUGGUUCUUCAAUUUCAAGGGCUGAUUCAGCGAAACUGGGAAGUAAGAAUUUCCCAUAUUUAUAGAGAAGGAAACAAAGUGGCCGACUUCCUUGCAAAUAAAGGUCACUCUGUUAGCAUAGGUUACCAUGUUUUUGAGAGUACAGACUCGGGUCUGUCCUUUUGGAUUUUGUAUGAUUUUUGGGAAUUUCCCAAACCCGUAUAA